This is a messenger RNA of Pteronotus mesoamericanus, 1102 nucleotides long. Its product is annotated as protein DGCR6. Bases 61 to 657 code for a protein of 198 amino acids. The transcript is spliced from 5 exons. NCBI's taxonomy places the organism in Eukaryota, Metazoa, Chordata, Mammalia, Chiroptera, Mormoopidae. The record is from RefSeq and is a predicted model, not a curated record.
GGGGCUGACGUAGCGGUAGGGAGGGUCGCUUGGGUCCACGGCUGGUGGGGAGAAGGAGCUAUGGAUCGCUAUGGGGGCGCCUUCGAAGAGGCGGUGGAUGGGACUCGGCAGCAGGAGCGCCACUACCAGCUACUGUCCGCGCUGCAGAGCCUGGUCAAGGAGCUGCCCAGCUCCUUCCAGCAGCGCCUGUCCUACACCACGCUCAGCGACCUGGCCUUGGCGCUCCUCGACGGCACCGUGUUCGAGAUCGUGCAGGGGCUGCUGGAGAUCCAGCACCUCACGGAGAAGAGCCUGUACAACCAACGGCUGCGACUGCAGAACGAGCAUCGAGUGCUCAGGCAGGCCCUGCGCCAGAAGCACCAGGAAGCCCAGCAGGCCUGCCGGCCCCACAACUUGCCCAUGCUCCAGGCAGCUCAGCAGCGUGAGCAGGAGGCGAUGGAGCACCGGAUCCGUGAGGAGCAGCGGGCGAUGGACCAGAAGAUCAUCCUGGAGCUAGACCGGAAGGUGGCAGACCAGCAGAGCACCCUGGAGAAGGCGGGGGUCGCUGGCUUCUAUGUGACCACUAACCCGCAGGAGCUGACACUACAGAUGAACCUGUUGGAACUCAUCCGGAAGCUGCAACAAAGGGGCUGUCAGACGGGGAAAGGAGCCCUGUGACCAGAUGGGGCCCCUGCCGGUCACCCGCUGCCCGUCCUGGCUGGGAAGACAACCCUGUCCCACUGCCGCCACAGGCAGCAGGCAGCUAAGGAGCCCGUCUUCCCGACUGCUGGCCACCGCCUUCCCAGGUGCCUGCGGCAGGGGUCAGCCACCCCUCAGAGGAGGGGCAGGGUGGACCCCGGCUGUGUCUGCCACCCGCCUUCGUCUGGGUGUUAACGUCUAAAGCCAGAGCCGUGUGGCACAGGCUCUGCCCCAGAGCUGGGCACGGGUGGGGCUGGAGGUCCUGGCAGCUUCUCACGCCGCCAGGCUCCCGGGGACCUCCGCCGGCCCCAGGCCCUGCGCUGCUCCUGGCCUCGGCCCCACCCAUGGUAGCUGUGGCCCCCACGUAGGAGGGGCUCCGUGGCCCAAACCCUGUGUGGCCCAGGGAAAUAAAGGUGCCUCAGUA